Messenger RNA from Caenorhabditis briggsae, 1569 nucleotides. RefSeq names its product Protein CBR-UGT-33 (gene Cbr-ugt-33). Bases 1 to 1569 code for a protein of 522 amino acids. Gene Ontology annotation, molecular function: UDP-glycosyltransferase activity. The record is from RefSeq and is a predicted model, not a curated record. The transcript has 7 exons. NCBI's taxonomy places the organism in Eukaryota, Metazoa, Nematoda, Chromadorea, Rhabditida, Rhabditidae.
AUGAAAAUCGCAUUGUUUUCAAUACUCUUGAUUCUGGUCGGAUCAGCCUCUUCAUUCAAUUUUCUCGUAUUUUGCCCGCUUUAUGCUCACAGUCAUCAUAAAUUCCUUGCUAAAAUUGCGGAUACUAUAUCGGACGCUGGACACAAUGUUACUUUUCUAGCUCCAAUUAUUCUAAGAAAAUACGAAAACGUCAAGUAUCUGGAAUCUACAAGAGAUAUCGUCUACAUUCAGCCAAGUAAAAAGUUGGAAUCUCUUGGAGUCACUUCAGAUUAUUCAAAGUUUUGGUCUAAAGAUGCAACAGCGAUACAGUUUGUUCCAGCCAUCAAAGCAUUCACAAGAAUGUUUCAGCAGCUUUAUGAAGAUUUGAAAAAUGAUCUUUCGGUUCUGGAUGAACUAAAGAAUCGGAAAUUCGAUGCCAUGGUGUUUGAGUUCCUAUGUGCAACAUCCUACCCAAUUGCUGAAUAUCUCGAAAUCAAAGCUUUGUUUCCAUCGUUGUCGAUGACCCAUCAUCCAUUUAUGAGCAGAUUAAUUGGAGAACCUUCUUCUCCGACUGUUAUGCCAAGCAUGAUUUCUUCUUUCGGAGACGAUAUGACUUUCUCGGAACGUCUUCAGAAUACGAUUGGAGAUGUAUUUUUCAAUUUAUUCGUUCACCCACCACCCAUGGCCUCUUUUAAAAAUCCUGAGCGACUGAUAGAUAUUGCUGAUAUGACUGCCCGCUCUCCUUUCCUGUUCAUGAAUGGAAAUCCGUACCUGGAUUACCCACGUGCACUUCUGACAAAAACAGUUAUGAUCGGAGGAAUAUCAGUAAAUGCGACCCAAAUGAAACAAGAAAAGAUAUCCGAAGAGUACAACCAAAUUUUGGAUAAGAAUAAGAAGAAUGUGUUAAUUUCGUUUGGCUCGAUGAUUUUCUCCAAAGACAUGCCAACGAUUUACAAACAGACAAUCGUGCGAGUCAUCGCAUCAUUACCAGAUGUAACGUUCAUUUGGAAAUACGAAGAAGACGAUGUCAGUUUUUCCAAGAACCUUCCUAAUCUCCACUUUUCAAAAUGGGUUCCACAAACUGCUCUUCUUGCCGAUCCCCGUCUCUCCGCUUUCAUAACUCAUGCUGGUCUGGGAAGUGUAACUGAAUUUAGCUAUAUGGGAAAACCUGCAGUUCUUAUUCCCGUUUUCGCAGACCAAUUGAGAAACUCAAAAACUUUGGAAAGACACAACGGGUCUAUUACUUUAUCAAAAUAUGAUUUGAGUAAUUUCGAUAAGUUGAGAUCAGCAAUCAAAACUAUUUUGACGGAAGAGAGAUAUAAAAUCAACGCUGAACGUCUAGCUCAACAACUUCAAGACCAGCCCGUAUCCCCUCAUGAUCUUCUUGUAAAACAUGCAGAGUUCGGAGCCAAAUACGGAGAACUUCCAAAUCUUGACCCAAUUUCUCGCAAAAUGUCAUACAUUUCAUUUUACAUGAUUGACAUUAUCGUAUUCGUCGGUUCUAUUGUUUUUCUUGUACUAGCAUUAUUUUUUGUGAUAGCACGAUGGGUACUACGUCAAUGUUUAAGACCAAAACUGAAAGUAGAGUAA